Messenger RNA from Nannizzia gypsea CBS 118893, 276 nucleotides. RefSeq names its product acylphosphatase. Lineage: Eukaryota; Fungi; Ascomycota; Eurotiomycetes; Onygenales; Arthrodermataceae. Gene Ontology annotation, molecular function: acylphosphatase activity. The record is from RefSeq and is a predicted model, not a curated record. The transcript has 5 exons. The coding region runs from base 1 to 276 and encodes 91 amino acids.
AUGGCUAAACGAAUAGCGUUCGAGGCAUACGGGUUGGUCCAAGGCGUUUGCUUCCGCGACUUCACUCAGAAACGAGCCAACAGCUACGGGGUAACAGGCUGGUGCAGAAACACCACGCGGGGAUCAGUCCAAGGCGAGGCUCAGGGGGAAGAGGAGCCACUUAGCAAGCUGAUGAAGGAGAUCUCUUCAGGUCCAAGCCACGCACGGGUAGACGGUGUUGACAAGACCGACAUCGAGCUCAAGGACGGCGAGACAAAGUUCCUGGUUGUCCGCUAG